Molecule: messenger RNA, 162 nt
Organism: Plasmopara halstedii
Lineage: Eukaryota; Oomycota; Peronosporomycetes; Peronosporales; Peronosporaceae
Exons: 2
Coding region: 1-162 (53 amino acids)
Source: RefSeq, a predicted model, not a curated record
AUGUUUGGCCGUUUCUUUAAGAACAAAGAGGAUGGCAAGACUGGUCCCCCAGGUCAUCAACGUCAAGGUGUCACUCCAGCACCAGCUGUCAGGUCGGCUCACUCCAUAUUUGCUCUUUUAACAGCUGAUCUGAACAUGCACAAACUACUAUGCAUUACAUAA